Messenger RNA from Puccinia graminis f. sp. tritici CRL 75-36-700-3, 360 nucleotides. RefSeq lists its product as uncharacterized. Lineage: Eukaryota; Fungi; Basidiomycota; Pucciniomycetes; Pucciniales; Pucciniaceae. The record is from RefSeq and is a predicted model, not a curated record. The coding region runs from base 1 to 360 and encodes 119 amino acids. The transcript has 4 exons.
AUGUCCGACGCUCAAGCAUCCACCAAUCCUUUGAAACGCGCCGGUGAAGCCCCUGCCGCCCCUACCCCCGACAGCAAAAAGAGCAAACCCGCGACUGAUCCGACAGCUGGAGGCUCGAUGGACGUAGAAGAUGAUGGUAAUGACGACGAUGAUGACUUCGCCGAAAUUGACCCCAGUAAUAUCAUCUCGGGCUCGCGUACGCGUGGAAAGAAGAUCGAUUUCAGCAAAGCCAAUGAGGCCGAGGCUGAUGAGGAUGAUGACGAAGAUGAAGACGUCGUUCUUGGAGACGAGACGAUGGAAAUGGACGACGAGGAAGAGAGUGGCGAGGAAGAAGAGGAAGAGGAAGAAGCUGAAGCUUAA